CUUUUCCCAGUUUCUUUACUAAAAUUAAUGCAAGAAAUUUCAAAAAAAAAAUAAAAAAUAAAAUUAAAUCAAUAUGCACUGGUCUACGUAAGAAUUAAUUAGAAAUUAAAGAGAGAAAAGAUGCCCUAAAACCUAAUAACACAAUUCUCCAAAGCAACAAGCCCUAAAAUCAUUUCUUUAAUUUGAUCCCGUUGGAUUAGCCAAUUGUAAAUAGUUGAUAAACAUAAAGUGAACCAAAACAAAAGACCCCCUAAUAACCUAGCAGCCACAGCACUCCAUUCUCAGGAUCUCACAAAAAGAAAGAAACUGAUUCACUCUAGACACCAUCUUUACACUGCCUGAAACCACCAUUGUUGGCUAGCUGUCUCUUGGACUCUUUCUUAUAUCAAAGUUCGGAAGAAAUUUUGAGAGACAAAAGGCUCACAGAGAUGAGCCGAUCAAGCGAAGCAGCCUCCAUGAAGCCUAGGUGUACUCAUGUCCUUGGAGAUGUUGAAAUCAAAGUGCUCAGUGUUGUCAAAGGUAAAAAGAAUAUUGGAAUCUGCGCGGCAGAUGUGAAAAAAGAGAUAAACCUCCCACCACCUAUUGUGAAAAAAGCCUUGGAAUUACUGGAAAAAAAGAAGAAGAUAAAACUUGUUGUGAAUAUCCAAAAUAAGAGAAAGAAGCAUUACAUGGGUGUUGAGUUUAAACCUUCGGAGGAAGCAUGGUGGGCUGAUAAAGAAUAUGUCGCUGCUCUCGUACAAAUAUGCUUGAAGGUUUUAGAUAAGCUGAAAGUUGCUACUGUGAAGGGAAUCUCCACAUUUAUAAAGGAACACAAACUUAUAGAGAAACACGAACUUGCUGAUUGCACAGAUCAAGUUGCGCAAACAUUGGAGUAUAUGGUCUUGGACGAUGUUAUUAAACAGGUAGAGAGCACUGGAUUGGCAGAAUAUCAUUCUACUCCUGUUGGAUCUGUUUGUUAUCUAAUUGCAAGAGGUCCCAAAACAAUAGGGAAUAUGGCUUCAAUUCCAAUUUAGUGCUUGCCCUAGGAUUAGUAAAUGUACACCAAAUGGAAUCAUGUCCCCCAAAACCUGUGCCUUCUACACUAGAUGGCUGAAACUUGAAUUUUGAUUGACUUCUGAUUAGUAAAAUUAAAAGUACGCUGUAUUCUGGACAUGUAGAUUGUUGUUUGAGUUUCUUGUUUGUCCUUUGGUUUAUAUGAUGCAUUACGA
Lycium ferocissimum is the source of this 1208-nucleotide messenger RNA. RefSeq lists its product as uncharacterized. The coding region runs from base 429 to 1013 and encodes 194 amino acids. Lineage: Eukaryota; Viridiplantae; Streptophyta; Magnoliopsida; Solanales; Solanaceae. The transcript has a single exon. Gene Ontology annotation, cellular component: RNA polymerase III complex. The record is from RefSeq and is a predicted model, not a curated record. Gene Ontology annotation, biological process: transcription by RNA polymerase III.